AUGAGCAAUUGAUUUUUUUUUAAAAAAAGAGCAAUUGAUUAUGUCAUAUAAGUUAAUACAGUAUUAAAUUAUGAACUUUCUGAAGCUCAUAUAAAAGCCCUCCAUCCAGCCCAGCCACUCUCAGCAGGUUAAGUCAGUGGAGCACUUCGCAGGUUCAAUUUUAACCCUAGAAAGAAAAACAAAAUCUUACAGAUUCCAAGAACUGUGGUGGGUAUUUGAUAUUCUCCCAGUACACCCUCUAUCUUGGGGUGGAUGUCAAAGUAAGAGGCUUUCCUCUUGGCCAAAUAAAAAGACUGGAUUCUAGAGAAGUACUGUGGUGAAAAUUGGAAGAAAGAAUGCAGACAAUAUCUCAAAUCUUCAUCUUAAAUCCAACACCACAGAUGGCCAGAUGCAAGCAGAGAGUAGAUGAGCUUAUUUUACCUAGCCUGAAUUAUAGACGUUUUGGUCUUUCGUGGAAGCUUAGGCAUGGUGCAAGGAAGAUAUUAAAAAGGGAACAGGCAUAUCUCCCUGCUGCCGUUAUAUCAGAUGCCCGAGUUUCUUCUACUGAUUUUGAGGAUUUCUCAGUCUCUGUUGCUGACAACAAUGAUGUUAGAGAACUAAAGAUAAGCAUAGAGGUAUCUGGGAACAAAACCCAAAGUAUCUUUGAUGAUGUCUUUCGGAAAAUGGUUGCAGCAGCACAACCUAUCCCAGGAUUUCGAAGAGUAAAAGGAGGAAAAACGCCCGAUAUUCCAAAAGAGAUCUUAUUAGAAGUGCUUGGACCUUCCAAAGUUUAUAAGGAAGUUAUCAAGAAAAUAAUCAACUCGACUGUAGCUGAGUAUGUGGAGAAGGAGAGUUUGAUAGUUGGCACUGACUUGAGAGUUGAGCAAAGCUUUGAAGAUCUUGAAACUACUUUUGAGGAAGGAGAAAAAUUCAGCUUUGAUGUUGUGCUUCAUCCUCAAAAGUAGAACCUAUAUCUGUUUGUUCAAAUAUUGUUGCUGGUUCAAUGUGAUCAAUUUUCAAUGCCAAAUAUAACUGUUGCAAGAAAAUAUUACUGUCCACAAUGUCAUCUAUGAUCUAUGGCCAUCCUAGUGCUGGUGAGCAAUCAUCCACUUUCAUGAGCAGGAGGAGGAACGUGUAUGAAAAGAAAAAUCUCUCUUGAACAGCUGUUAAGUCUAAACUUCUGAAGAGGUUUUUUGCAUGACAUUAGAACAUGACAUUCUUGAGACCUGAAAUUGAGCUUGCUUUUCUUGUAUGAUUUGAGUAAUGGAUAACUAACCCAAUCAGAGAUAUUUAGAAAUGAGUAAUCAAGUAUUCUACUGUUUGUAAAGCAUGUUCCCAAUAAGGGUGAGACCUAACUCAAUCAAGUCGAUCAAUUGUCUCAUUUUAUUAUGGUGGAGUAAGGGUAUAUAUAAAGCAAUGUUGCAUUCAGAUCAGUAAGAUAAUUACAAAAUUGUCUGAAUUCACCGUCAAGCAGUUUUGAUUGA
This is a messenger RNA of Lotus japonicus, 1463 nucleotides long. RefSeq lists its product as uncharacterized. NCBI's taxonomy places the organism in Eukaryota, Viridiplantae, Streptophyta, Magnoliopsida, Fabales, Fabaceae. The transcript has 9 exons. The record is from RefSeq and is a predicted model, not a curated record. Gene Ontology annotation, biological process: protein unfolding; 'de novo' cotranslational protein folding; protein transport. Bases 336 to 944 code for a protein of 202 amino acids. Gene Ontology annotation, molecular function: ribosome binding; peptidyl-prolyl cis-trans isomerase activity; protein folding chaperone.